AUGGCCAGCAUUACUCACGAGCCCAAAGAGACUCCUCAAAUUGCCCAUAUGGAAGGGGGUUUGCAAAGUGACGCUGAUGUCCUCCAUAUCAAGGCUGGAUUGAGUGGUCAAGCCGGCACUGAUGAAUAUGGGCAACCAUUGGCGCAAUUCGACCCGGUCGAAGAACGGCGUCUCAUGUACAAAAUUGACCUGUACAUUGUCCCCAUUGUGGCUCUCCUGUAUUUAUUCUGCUUCAUCGACCGUGCCAACAUCGGCAAUGCUCGACUUGCGGGUUUCGAAGAGGAUCUCGCCCUCACAGGAUACCAAUAUAACCAAGUCCUAUCCGUGUUCUAUAUCUCGUACAUCGUUUUCGAAAUCCCGGGCAACAUGGCCUGCAAAUGGAUCGGACCCGGUUGGUUCAUCCCCGCGACGACAUUGGGCUUUGGCAUCAUGACCGUGGCAUUUGCGUUCGUUCGUGACAUCCACUCCGCCUGUGGCGUUCGAUUCCUGCUCGGUGUUUUCGAGGCUCCUAUGCUGCCCGGAAUCGCAUAUUACAUGUCGCGCUGGUAUCGACGUUCGGAACUCGCUUUUCGUCUUGCACUGUACAUCGUUACGGCGCCGUUAGCCGGGGCAUUUGGAGGUCUGUUGGCAUCCGCAAUCUUGAAACUCGAUUCAUUCGGAAGCACGAAAAGUUGGGAAAUGAUUUUCGCGAUUGAAGGCAUCGUCACGAUCGGCCUUGCGCUCAUCGCCUUCUUCGCACUCACCGACCGACCAGAGACCGCCAGGUGGUUGACCGACGACCAGAAGCAGUUGGCGAUUGUCCGCCUCAAAACUGAGCGCGUGGGCACGACUGAAGUUCUCGAUAAGCUCGACAAACCGAAACUCCUCCGAGGAAUCCUGAACCCCGUCACAUUGGUGACCGCCUGGAUCUUUCUCCUCGAAUGCAUCACCGUGCAGGGUCUCGCAUUCUUCGCCCCGACGGUCAUCCGAACCAUCUACCCGACCUACUCGGUCGUUCGACAACAACUCAUGACCGUCCCACCGUACAUCGUCGGUGCAGUCUCCGUUGUCGCAUCCAACCUGCUAGCCUGGAAAAUCGACCGUCGCAACAUCAUCAUCACAUGCAGCGCCGUCCCCGUCGUGGUAGGGUACAUAAUGUUCCUGGCCAGCGAGAACGCCAAAGUCCGGUACGGAGCCAUCUUCAUCAUCGUCAUGGGCGCUUUCAACGGCGGUGCGCUAUGUAACGCCCAGGUCUCCGCGAAUGUGGUGAGCGACACGGCCCGCUCAUCCGCCAUCGGGACGAACGUCAUGUUCGGAAACAUCGGUGGGUUAAUCGCAACAUGGGCUUUUCUGCCCUUCGAUGGGCCGAACUAUCCCAUUGGCAAUGGGUUAAACCUUGCAGCGCAAGCGACUGUGUUGAUCUCUAGUAUUGCUCUCGGUGUCUGGUUGGCCCAAGAUAACAAGAAACGAGCGCAGGUCGAUGUACACGCGAGGAUUCUGGGCCUCAGUCAGAAACAGGUGGCAGAUUUGGAUUGGCGACAUCCGGGUUUCACAUGGCGUCCUUGA
Rhinocladiella mackenziei CBS 650.93 is the source of this 1545-nucleotide messenger RNA. RefSeq lists its product as uncharacterized. NCBI's taxonomy places the organism in Eukaryota, Fungi, Ascomycota, Eurotiomycetes, Chaetothyriales, Herpotrichiellaceae. Bases 1 to 1545 code for a protein of 514 amino acids. The transcript has 3 exons. The record is from RefSeq and is a predicted model, not a curated record. Gene Ontology annotation, molecular function: transmembrane transporter activity. Gene Ontology annotation, biological process: transmembrane transport. Gene Ontology annotation, cellular component: membrane.